AUGCCUCCUCCGGAGACGAUGUUCUGUUCCCAGCAAAUCAACAUCCCGGCGGGACUUCCUGAAGUUCUCAAGAAUUUCACGAAAGCAGCCAUCCGAACUCAGCCCAAAGACCUGUUGGUGUGGUCUGCAGCCUACUUUGAGGCAUUGGCUAAAGGAGAGACUCUGCCAGUAAAGGAUAGGCUGGAGUUGAAUUUUGGCAACCAGAAUAAAGAUGCCUUGCUGACUCCAGGCCUGUUAAAGACCCUUCACAAACAGCUGUCUACUGCAGAAACAUGUGGCAGGGAGGAAUUGCAGGACAAGUGGAAGGCUUUGUGUCUGCCCAUGGACCAGCUGGAGGACAUGUUGAUUCUGGGCAACUUCAGCAUGGAGAUCAGUUGGAUGGAAUUUUUCGCAUUGGGCUGCAGUGCUUUGGGAGAUUCUCUCAAGACCUCCCUCAAGGUCGCCUGCGAGAUCCUGACUGAGGAUGAGGAAGGGGGUGCCGCAAAGAUCCCCUUUGAGAUAUUUUCAUUGCUAUGCACCUACCUGGCUAACUUGGACCCGGAUAUGCCGAAGGGACACGUCGAUGGCUUCCUCAAAAGCCUGGAGCCACAAGUGUAG
This is a messenger RNA of Nerophis lumbriciformis (worm pipefish), 597 nucleotides long. The record is from RefSeq and is a predicted model, not a curated record. NCBI's taxonomy places the organism in Eukaryota, Metazoa, Chordata, Actinopteri, Syngnathiformes, Syngnathidae.